Molecule: messenger RNA, 19016 nt
Organism: Pocillopora meandrina
Lineage: Eukaryota; Metazoa; Cnidaria; Anthozoa; Scleractinia; Pocilloporidae
Source: the annotation of a GenBank genome assembly
AUGGAAAGCGAAAACCGAGCAGAUGAUGGACUUAGAGGGAAGUCAACAAGUCGAGACGGCGGCUAUGGCUGGAUAGUCUGCUGUGGGACUUUCAUCGUAAAUUUUGUGGUAUUUGGAAUUCACAACUCAUUUGGUGUUGUUUAUGUUAACCUGCUCGAUGAGUUAAAACUUGGUGCGAUGCAAACAGGUAAGCAAAGAGUUCAUUUAGCUGAGCGCCCGUGCCGGUAUGCGGAAGUUACUCAUCCAUAACUUUUGAUGGGUUACUAGUGUUAAAGUAGGUUUGCUUAUAUUCAAUAAUAUCACUGUAAAUACGAGGGCUUUUGGAAAUUACUUGGUUAGUAUGAAAAAUGUAAACCUCGAACAGAGAAUUAGCUCUGUUUCAUCGUUAACGGAGCGGAUUUAACUACACUCGUUAGGAUGAAACACUUAUCAAACUUAAUUGAAACAUAAAUGCUGUUACAAUUCAUAAUUCUACUAUAUUACAAGGAAGUUGAUGUCGCAGUGCUGUCUUUCGAAGAGAACUAACUGUGUCUCUUGGCUUGAGGCUUAUGAAUUCUCUAUUGAUACUGACUAGUUAUAAGUAACAAGAUUCAGGAUUUAUUAUAUAGAUACUGAUGAAAUACCAGGAUAAUUCUUUUUGCUAAAAAAUCAUAUCUUCAUCGCGUGCGUUGAAGAUACUAUUUGUUAUCUUUCCCGUGUGAUGAUAUUGGUGUCGCCAUGGUUACUAACCUGAUUAGCCAAUUACAAGAUAAUUAUGGCGCCUGAGCGGGAAAGCGUACUCCGAUAUCCGUCAGAAGGAGGUCAUCUCGGGUAGAUUUCUAAUUACGAAAUCCGAGCUCGCCCGAUGUUGUCUUCGUGUUGAAGGCCCUAUUCAGCAUAUUAGACCCGCAAAACAGAGUAGAAACGAACACGUGCUUCGUUUUUGCUCAUGACUUCGUAUCAGGCGUAAGAUAUUUCCUUUUUUUUUCGUUGCUUACCUUUAUUUCAGACUCCACAAAAUUUUUGCGAUGCCUCCUUUUCAAGGAUGGCCAAUUACAACCACAACAUAGUAACACCUCCACGAAAUCUGUCAAAAGGAGGAUUUUAAAACACGGGAAAUGGAGAGGAAAGAUAAAUGAUACGGUUGAUUAACUCCCAGACAAUUGAAUGGUCCAAACUCGCAAAGGCGGAAAAUUUAUUAUCGUGCGAGAUAUCAAAGUAUCUGUUUGCUCACUCAAUUCGUAUUCCAAUAGAUAAUUUCGCUUUCUGAACAAAAUUUCCAAUUCUAUGAUGGCACGUAAAUUAACUUCUCAAGAAGUGAGUUCAUUGUUUGUGAGAAAGUUGUCUGAAAGGUCAGGUCUGGUGAAGGAUGUCAGGUCAGCAGAGUUCAUUCUUCGAGAAUAUGAAACUGCCACCGUCACCAAAUUCUAUUGUAGCAAGUCAACUGACAAAGGUUUUGGAAACACAGGUGAGAGGCCAAUCUUCUUGUCCUAUGCGAUUGUAUUUUUUCCGUCAUUUAAUAUCCUGGGCUUGAUGUUUCUUGGUAGACAUUUGAAUAAAAUAGGGGGAUUUGAUCUAAAGGCACUUAGGGGGGAUGGUGAGCGGUAGAUGAGAGUUGACUGUAAGAACGAUAUCUCACCUAUUUGACGGGCCCUAUGCAUGCUCGUAAGUGACAGGUAACUUGGUACCAUUAUCGAUGUCAUGAUCCUUUUUGACACAUUACAGUCUAAAGGAAGGGUGACAAGUUGACUAUGCUUCUCAAAUUUGUAAAAAUUUGUUUUGUAAUAUAGACUUGGCAGCUAAAAAACACAAGGUAUUAUGGGAGGAUAGUCGUCUGCCAUUUGAUCACGUCCCAUUUGUUGUGGUAAAUCACAAGGUAUACGAUUGUCAACAUGGUGUAGAUAGACAUCUACGAGAGAAAAGGAGAAACCAAGCGGUACGUUGAAAGUAUUUUGUAUUUAAAUGAUUUUGCAGAUUUUUUAUUUUGCAUUGAUUAAUAACUAGAGGUCAAGAUCAAGUAGCCUUGAGUUUCCUCCUCCUUGCAUAAAGAUAAGAGAGUAGAUGAUCUGAAAAGAGGACUCGAUAGGAUAGGAUAUUUCAAUGUCCAACAUGGAAGAAAGUUUUCAUUAACAAGAAGACUUCUUUUUUCCAAAAACAUAGGUCGGUGACCACGCCUAUCGAAGAAAUGGAGCUGGUAAGCUUUUACAAGAAUCAAGGAAACUCAACUGUCCCGCUCAAGUGAAGAAUUGCAGCCCUCGUGCAGAAACAGAUUGCAUCAAUUAUAUACGAGGAAGAAACCAGUUUUAAGGUCAUUGUACCAAAUGUGCAACACCAGAACAAUUCCGAUGACUGUGGAAUUUAUGCUAUUGCUUUUCUGGUGUCGCUACUACAUGGCCUCAAUCAUUCUAAUCUGACAUUUAACAGGAAGCUGAUAAGACAACAUCUUUGAAAGAGCCUGGGGAGUGGAUCAUUCGACCCCUUUCCCCUCUCUAAAGUACCCGAGUGUCGAGACGGGAGGCCACUUUUUGUUCAAGAGGUCUCGAUAAUGUGCGAGUGUAGAAUGCCGAGGGAAGAGUCAGACUCGAAGUCUCCUUCUCGUUGUGUGAAAUGUUGUAGCUGCAAGGAGUUUUUUCACAGGAAAUGCAUUUCAACAAUUAUUUUGGAAGAUUCAAGUGCAAACUGGCGUUGUCCAAACUGCGAAAGAGCCCUUAAGCAGGAAGAAAAAUAACCAUUAAUUUAACAUGUAGUAUUGAAACUGAUUCUCAGAACUUCCCGUUAAUUGUUUAUUAAGAUAAUCGUCGAAGUGAAAUAUAUCUAUGUAGUAAUUUUUAUCUAUGUAGAAGUCAGCUAAAAGAAUUUUUAAAAUGUAUUCAUGAGAAACUGUUUCUUGUAGAUCUUUCCCUAAGUACGCUCUUGCGUUUAGAAUUGAAAAUCCUCGUCUAAAUAUUGUAAAAAUAUUAUCGCAGAAUAUUUUCAAUGAUAAUCAUGGCACAACACAGAUAGAGAAAAUGUAAUAGGUGAGACAAGUCACGGAUUAUCCUUGUCGACAAAAGUAAUAUCGCCUGCUACAUUAUAUUCAAACUUAAUCUCCGUCCAAUCGAGGUAAUGUACAAUUUUUUAAUCAAUUACCAUAUUAGAAAUAACAAUAUAUCACUUAAACUCUGAACGUAACUGCGUUAAAUUUAUUUCAUCAGAAAUCCAGAAGAUUUCCGGUGUUUUAAAAUCCUCCUUUUGACACAUUUCGUGAAGAUGUCAUUACGUUAUAGUUGUGAUGGGCCAUCCGUGAAAAGGAGGCGUCAAAUGUAUUUUGUGGAAUCUGUCAUAUGGGUUAGCAACGGAAAAAAAUGCAAAUAUCUUAACGCUAAUACAAACGAAGUAAGUGUUCCUUUCUACUCUAUUUUGCGGCUCUAAAAUGCGAAAUAGAGCCUUCAUGACAACAUCGGGCGAGCUCGGAUUUCGUCAUCAGAAAUCUACCCGAGAUGACCUCUGGUGUUUUAACAUCCUCCUUUUGACAGAUUUCGUGGAGGUGUCACUAUGUCAGGCUAUGUCACUAUGUCAGGCUGUAAAGAGAGACAUUUGGUUAUCGACAUAGCAAAUACCCUUUCAUUUUAUUUACUGCAGAUUGUAAUUUUGUCAUAUUUAACUGAAGAGCUAAUGUCAACAUGCAUCAGACAAACAGCGGCAAGUCCCCAAAAUUCGUUUUCUCUCCUACUUUCAAAUUUUGUAGCCCAAUAUGUCCUAAUAAUUGUGGUGUGGUUUUUUUGGCGAAAAUAUAUUUUAGUUUUCGAGAAAUGAUUUUUUUUCGUUCGACCGCUCAAAUAUGCAAAUUUUCAUCGUGAAUAUUACCCGAGUUGUGUGACCUCAUGUAACGAAUUAAUACUUGACCUCCGGUAUUUCUGACAAAAUAAUCCUUUGUUUUAUCAUCUAAACUUAAUACCCUGUCAUUAUUGAAGCUGGAAAGUAAAAAUUUAUUUUUUAGGGAAUAUUUUUGUUCGACAUACUUUUUCUAUGUCGAAAAGUAGCAUCAAAACAAAGACAGUUUUAACAAUGACCGAUAUGAGAGAAUCUACUGAGCUUCUAGCUUUUAAAAGACAAAAGGAUGGUUAUAAAGUUACUGUAAAAAUUUCCUUGUGUAUUUGUGUUGUUCUAUCGUGAGAUGAACUCAAAGUCCGGCAAAUUUUACUUGCUAGCGACUAAGAAAUGUACAUGGUGUGCAUACUUGUCGGCACCGUUUAUUGGCAUAAAUCACUACAAUUUGCCAAAGAAACUAACACUCUUAGCUUGUUUAUUUAUGAUUUUAUAAGACCAGUAAGCUGUUUCGGUUAUUCGAUUACGCUUGGGUAUUACUUUGUACCAGGAGCCCAGGUUUUACGUUUUGUUUCCUCCUACCCCAUGUAUAUCUUAAGCUAGUCACGCAAUAAUUGAUACCCACACAAAUGAAUAUUUACCCUGUAUGAAGAUUUUUGUUUAUGUUGAAUUGACAAUAUUACAAUAUGUUACUUUCUAAAAAAGAAAAAAAAGCGAAUCAGUGAAGAUGUAAAUACUACUACGCAACUGUAGAAACACAACAAUACUCUCAGUUACUGUAACCUGACUGACGUUUUCAUCGAGUAUCUCUUUCGUCGCUGUUAUUUUUCUCAUCGUGCCAAAAGCACGCCGCUCGUCGUAUACUAUGGCUUUCAGGAUAAAAGUUGUCGCGGAGGCUGAAGCUGUAGAAAACUGCUCGGAAAUCGCUUGAGAUUAUGGACUUAACGAGUCCAUGGUGCGACGCUGGAGACGAGACCAGGCGACUAUUCUUUCUGGCAUGGGGAGAAGUUUAUAAACUGCAAAUUAAAUCUGGCUAAAAUGUGGUAGAGCAUAACUUGAUCAUCGAAACAGCUCAUAAAAUCGUAAAUAAAUGAGGUAAGAGUAUUAUGCUAGAUUUUUUUACAAAUUGUCGUGAUUUGUGCCAGUAAACGGUGGCGACAAAUAGGCACAAGAUGUAUAUUUCAUAGUCGCUAGCAAGUAAAUUUUGCCGGACUUUGAGUUCAUCUCACGUUAGAACGACACAAAUACACAAGGAAAAUUUUUACAGUAACUUUAUAACCAUCCUUUUGUCUUUUUAAAGCUAGAAGCUCAACAGCUUCUGUCGUAUCGGUCAUUGUUAAAACUGUCUUUGUUUUGAUGCCACUUUUCAACUUAGAAAAAGCAUGUCGAACAAAAAUAUUCACCAAAAAAUAAAUUUUUAUUUUCCAGCUUCAAUAAUGACAGGGGAUUAUGAUUAUGUUGACAGAAAUACCGGAGGUCGAGUAAAUUCGUUACAUGAGGUCACACAACUCGGGUAAUAUUCACGAUGAAAAUUUGCAUAUUUGAGCGGUCGAACGAAAAAAAUCAUUUCUCGAAAACUAAAAUAUAUUUUCACAAAAAAACUACACCACAAUUAUUAGGACAUAUUGGGCUACAAAAUACGAAAGUAGGGGAGAAAACGAAUCUUGGGCGACUUGCCACAAUAUUUCAAAUUUGUUCGAUGGAUGCUGACAUCCUCUUUUAACAAAUUUUGUCUUCCCUCUCGGAAUGGCUUUAUUUUUGCAUUUGUUAGAUACUUACGUCACACAGCGAGACGUAAUUAGUUAUGCGGUAAACGAUCGACCAUCUGAAACUGACGCCAUUGCGUACAAUCAAAUUUCUUGAAAAAACUGCUCACUGGGGUUACAAGAAUGCCAGUUUACCUUUCUAUCUCCUUUUUGAAUUUUUAUUCUUUUGUUGUGUUUUGUCCUAUUGAUUUUCUAUUUACCAACCGAUUAAUCGUGUUAAUCAACGUUAUUUACCUAACUUAUCUCAUUCCAUGAUUAAGCCAACAGUAUUGUGGCUACGGACAUUAUCAGUGGUGUAUCUGAGGCUAACGAAGAAAAAAUCUUUGUAUUGAACGUUAAGGCCGAAAAAAAAGUUGUCUUUUCUGUGGGAAUUUCAUCAGUAUCUAUAAAAUAAACAGAAUAUUGCAUUGCCGCUUAGGGAUACGCUCCGCUCACUUGUGAGAGAUACUUUCAGCACUCGAACAUAAAAUUCGUAUCCCCACGGCUGUUUCAAAACGCCCGCCAGUGGAAAUUUAGUUCGCGCAUGUCAGAUUGACAUUUUCAAUUUGAAACCGCUGAAAAUGUACGUUUAACGGCUCAACAAGAAAGAGCCCACUGAUAACUAGGUCGCAAAAAGUAUAUGCGCAAAGCCCAAGGAAAUAGCUAACUUAUGCGCAGACAUUGUAUUUUGCUUCCCUGGUUAAUGUUCUCUGAGGGAAGAUUGCGUGUGCGGGAUAGUUAACUAUGCGACGGCUUAAUGGCAUCUUGUUUUGACGCGAGAUGACUCAUCGCCUUUCUGAGGUCUUCUUAUUUUCAGGCAAGAUUCUGAUUGAUUCGAAUUUUUCUUUCAAUAAAGGAACAACUCAGGCUUUACGUCUCUCCUUUGCCAUCAGUUUCUUUACCAUGACGUUUUAAUCCGAAUUGUUUUGAGCGGUGUAAUCUGCGAUUACACAUCACCACCGAAAUAAUAAAUAUGGCGUCCAUCUCCCCUUUGACCUCGAACUAAUGCCCCUAAACUACGCGAAUUUAUCCUCUGAAUGAUCUCAUGCUUACCCAUGGGCUAAACAAAGAAUACACGAUUUAUGACAAACUGAUAAAAUGUCCACGGCCUUCUGUUAUGUGCAAGAAAGUCGAACUACGUGCGUGUGAUUUCCUCCCCGAAAAGUGUAUGUCAUCGAUCUGUCACGAGGAGCUACUUGAAAUAGUGAAAGCACGGACAAGACGUUUCUUUCGGUCAACAUUUCAAUCAUAAUCACGGAUAAUAAACCUUACAAUUAUAUGUUACCAUUUGUGCUUUGAUCUGAUAGUUAAAUCGUUUUUCUUGGCCGUGAUUAACAUGGUUUUUGGCGAAUAUUCCCUCUCCCUUCAAAUGGAAUGAACUACACGCAAUAACACAAGAAUGCAAAUAUUCCCGCACCCCUGAAGAACCGAUCGAGAGAGAUAAAUAGACACCCCUUCCUGAAACAAGGUACAAGCCCUAAGGGUGUACACUUCUGAAGCAAUAAAAGGCCGGAAAAAGGAACUUCGGAACGUAUCUUGAGUCAACUUAGAACUGCGUUGCUUAAUCCAAGUUUAGUUUACAACUCGGUUCGAUUAGUGCAUUCAGAUGGCUAACUUUGGUCUCUCUGAACAUCAACAAAUAUUGGAAAAAAUUUGCCGAAUUUGUGGAGAGCGAUUGAAGAAGGCAAAAGAUAAGUAUGAGAACAGUUUUCUUUGCGCUGAUAAGACGGAGAUUACUUCCACAGCCUUUGGUGUCAAAGUUCGUAAAGAUGACCUUGACAUGUGCCCUCCUAAGUUCUGCCACAAGUGUUACAAGCUUGCUUAAAGAGGAGGCACACGCCUUGCAAUCAAUGUGUGGCCUCCACACAAACGCACUGGAAACUGUAAGAUCUGCAGUUUCUUUAAGGAUCAACAGAAACCUGGUAGGAAGAAGAAGACUAAACCUGGAAUAAAACCCAGAGAGGACUCAGCUGAACCCAAGGAACAAGUGGAAAUGGUGGAAGGAAUGUCUGGCACUUUAAGCUUCCAACCUGACCCAGCCUCACUCUCAUUCUCUGAGGAGGUAAAGAAUCUACAAAGCUUUAGAGGAUCAGAACCUCUUUACCCAGAACAGUUUGUUGAAAACAUCAAGCAUGAGUAUAUGUGCCCAAUUUGCAAAGAGGUAUUUGAUCAACCAGUCCAGACAAAAUGUCGAACUCCACACAUAUUUUGUGCUAGUUGCUUAUCAUUUUCUGUUGCCUAUUGCUGUGAAUUAUAGUCUAAUUAUAGUUGGUUAUCAUUUUAGGAAUGGAAGGCUGACAUGGAACAAUGCAAUCCCAGAAAAUGAAGUGCUCAUAAAACUUGGAGGAGAUGCUGGUGGUGGGUCAUUUAAAAUGGCCUUCCAGAUUGCUAACCUGAGGCAUCCAAAUUCUAAAACCAACACAGUGGUCUUUGCCAUGUUUCAUGCAAAAGAUAGUUGGGCUAAUUUAAAGACAGCCUUAAUGAAAUAUAAAGAACAAGUAAACACCUUGAAAGAAGCAACCUGGGCAUAAGUGAAAAAAAAUUUACCACACUUUUAGUUAAUCAGGAGAAUAAAGACUUGAAAUAGCAUAAUAUUAAUUAAAUUUUUAUUUUUGUUUUGCCCAUUUCUAGAGGUAAAAAGAAAGUGGUUUUCCUGUUUGGUGACUAUGAGUUCCUAUGCAAGCUAUUUGGAAUAGCUGGUGCCUCAGGUAUGAUCCAGACAAUAAUUCACAUAUACAAAUAAUAAUGAUUUAGCAAUUCAAUAAAAGAAUAUAAAUGUAGCCUCUACUCUACAUAACUAUUUCUGUGAAACAGGUUUCCACCAUAAGAAUUGUAUUUGCAGGCAAAUAUCCAUGUCUUUGGUACAAGAUAAAUCAUGAAGUAAUGCAAGUCUCUUGCCAUAAACGUGGGCAUGCUGAAAAACGAAGUCUUGAAAACAUUCAAGAGGAUUAUGAUAAGUUUGUAGCAGAUGGCUCUGUUACAAGUCAACAGAAGUUUUAUCACAAUGUGAUUCACGAGAAACUGCUGGACAUUGAAUUGGACAAAGUAAGAUACAAGAGUUUAUUUUAUUGCUUUGAAGAGGGACUUACAGGCCACCUAACUUAAUGGUUGUCUAUUUCAGGUUUGUGUUCCUGGACUUCACAUUAGCUUGGGUGUGUUUAAGAAACUGUUUGACGAACUAGAGAACCAGUGCUUUGAGCUGGACAAAAAAAUUCAAAUGGUUCUAGCAGGAGACAGUGAAGAGAAUGAUGAGAAAAUCCAGGCACUCAGAGCUGCCCAACUACAUACCAGACAAGCACAACAAUUUAAUGAAAAAGCCAAUUAUUUACAGGAGUUGCUGAAGUACAAAGUCUGCAUGCUAAUGUUGAUAUCAUGCCUGCCUACUUUACACUACUACAGGAGGAGAUAGACAAACUCCUUGGAAAUGCAAAGGAGGAGGUAAAAAUAAUAUAUUGGUGCUUUCCAGUAUCAUAGCUGUACAAUCCUCCAAAUCCAUUUUACAUGUUUCAAACCCAUCUUAAUUUUUUAGUUAAAGAAGUUAUGAUUUUAUUUUAUAGAUCAUUUAUUUGUAAUAUUACAAGGGCUCAAAUUAUCAAAUUAUAGCAACUAAGCAGUAAGUCAAAUAACCCAGAUUUAAAUAGUAUUAUCUCAACAUUAUAGGAAAAGCUUGCAGAUGAACAAAUGGAAUUGGCUGCCUAUGAGAAAGCCAAUGGACCACUAUCGGUUCAUUUGGAUGAGGUUCUCAAGAAAAUGAAUGUUGAGAGACAAGCUUAUCAUGGAAAAUCAUUCAUUGGUAAUCAUGUACACACUUGCUGCAAGGUAACACAAAUUCUACCCUUAGAGUAGGAAUUUGUUGAGUCACAAAAUUUCAUUGAAUUGUUGCAUUUGUUUUUUUGGUAGGAAGACAACAUCAUUAAACUAUGCAGUGCUGUGCUGACGAAAACAGAGGAGCUGUGUCCUUCCCUCCUUUCUCAAGCAAGAGAAAUUAGCGUGAAAUUUGAACAAGUUUUUAAGUUAUUUGCUGCUUGCCACUUUGUCUAUGACAGUGCAGACUAUCUCAAUGAUGGCAAGAUUGAUAAGCUAGGUAACUGAAAGAAAAAACCUGACUUUCAUGGAAAAACAUGAAUACAGCAAUAAGAUCAUGUCUUAAGUCCACCUUUUCUUGUUUUCUUGUUGCAGAGGAAGACAUCACAAAUUUUCUUCAGUUCCUUAGGGAAAAAUUUCCAGACAUGACAAUCACACCAAAGCUGCAUAUGCUAGAAGAACAUGUUUGCUCUUUUCUUCGACAAUGGCACAUGGGCCUUGGAUUCUACGGUGAACAAGGGAUUGAAGGAAUACACUCUGAAUUCAAUACCCAGUCCCAGCAUUUUGACCAUGUGAAGAAAAAGGACACGAGAUUGCGUCAAAUCCUUGUCAACCAUCACAUUGCCACGAGUCCGGAACUAGCGGGAAAGCUCCCAAACCUAAAGAAAGAAAUUUAAAACGAAAAGCGAACGAGUACAACUCUUUCCUUUUCAAUAGCAAUGUAUCGGUUCGAUGACUAAGAACGAGUACUAUGUGUGUAAAUAUAGUGUAAUUUAUUUGCUCAACUUCUAAUUUAGACGAAUAAAAGUGUUACUACAAUCUUUGGAACCAAAACUAAACCUUUCCAGUCGUUUACAGACUGUUUCACUUGAAAUUCAGUACCUCCGAGAUUCAAAAUGGAGUCGCAUAACGGCCGAUCUUAACAUAUUAAAAGCGCCUCGAAUGGAGUCUUAAACAAUUCGGAUUAAAACACUUACCUCUGUCGGUUGUUCAGUAAGGUUUCAAGUCUUCUCUUUUGACUCUUGCUUUGCUGGGAAAAAUUCGAGCCUUUUCCAAAUUGAAAUCAAAGUUUUCAGUUGAUUUAAUAGGGUGUGCUUGCUAGACUCCACCAUAGCAACGUGUUUUCGUCGAACACAGGCAAAAUUUGACCGAUUUUACUCAAAUUUUCGACGGCAAAUGCCUCUUCCAUGUGUAAACAUCCGCCAUGCUAAAUUUCACCCGCAUACAUUAGAUAUGCAGCAAGAUUUCAUUGGCUAAACUAUAUCUUAGCCCAAAGGGUUGCCAUGGACGCUAGAUUUAUGCAAAUGCAUAAUUUUGUAUUAACCAGAGAAAUAAUAAUUAACUCGAUCUUUCCUGUAGACCGCAUGCGCGAACUAAAUUUCCACCGCGAAACAGCCGUGUCCCCCGCGCGGCCAUGUAAUAUCCUCUAUAUAAGUUACAUUAUAUAGUUAAUGUGAUAUCUUGGCUCACGCAGUAUUCAUAAGAAUUUUACUAUUUCCCUUUGAGCUGAAGUUUCAUUUCCGUUUUUCACAUAAUAAUUUGGGGUUAAGAAUAUAUGAGAGUCAUAUAUUUGAACUGCGGAUAAAGACGUGAAUGAAAGUGAUUCUCGCAGUAAUGUGCACUACUUAGGCAGUAGUGAAAAUAAUCUUUAUCCGCAGUUCAAAUAUAUGACUUUCAUAUAUUCUUAACCGUUUAUUUCAUCACUUCACGGGUUUAUUUAGAACCAACAUCAUGACCAGCUCCCAGUUGGCUUGUUAGCUCAGUUGGUAGAGCGCUGCACCGGUACUGCAGAGGUCAUGGGUUCAAAUCCCGUACAGGCCUGAAUUUUUUUCAGGCCUUAUUUUCACAACUGCCUUAGGCCUAGAUUAUACGUCGCGCUACAGUCGAAUUUAAUUCCAUUAAAUUCGUCGUUCCGUCGACAUAAAUCGUGGCGUGGUUUUAUGCGUCGAAAUCAAUACGGUCGAAUUUAAUUCUCUUCCCAAAUGCAGUGUCUCUGGUCAGAGGUGUCAUUUUGAAACAAACAUGACGCGGGCUAAAGCUCUGCAAACAAUUUUGCUCGAGAAAAUUUCCAGGGAAAGACAACGGCGACGUCAACUACGGCGUAAUAUGGUUACAUUGGUGUUAAUAAGGAAAAGGUUUAUCGUACGACUUUGUUUGCUGACUUGUCUCCUGUUACAGUCAAGUGAAGAUGAAAUUAGCGCUCGAAGACCUCGCAGUUGUCGUCGCAGUCAUAAAAACACAGGUUGGUGGGAAUUGGUCUGGGCGUCCUAUGAUGAAGGAAGAUUUAAGAAAACCUUUCGUGUAUCAAGGAAUACGUUUAACUUAAUUUUGAAGAGUCUUCGACCUGAUAUUGAGAAAGAUUUUGUCACAGAGCAGCCCAUUUCUGCCGAAUGUAGGCUGGCUAUAUGUCUUUACAGAUUAGGUAGAGGUGACUACCUAUACACCAUUGCGGAACUGUUUGGCCUUGGUGUGACGACCGUUCACAAAAUCAUAGAGGAAGUAUGUGAAGCGAUCAUAAGAAACCUGUGGAAACCUUCGGUGCAAGCGCAUUUUCCAAUCACCAAACAGAAUAUUAUGGAGAAAAUGGUGGAUAUGACAGCGUUUUGGCAAUUCCCCUGCUGCUGGGGUGCUGUAGAUGGGUGCCACAUCCCCAUUCAGUGCCCUCCUGGCGGUCUGAAAGCCUGUAAAGAGUAUCAUAACUUUAAGAACUUUUAUUCAAUAGUAUUGAUGGCCAUUGUAGAUGCACAGGAUCGUUUCAUCUGGGCAAGUGUUGGUUUUCCAGGAAAUUCACACAAUUCCAUCAUUUUCCAGUCCACUGAUUUGUGGCACAACAUUACUGAAAACAACAUCAUACCAUCAAUUUCUCAAGUCAUUGAAGGUACCGAGGUUUACCCGAUGAUUUUGGGCGAUUCUGCUUUCCCAUUCAGAGUAUGGUUAAUUAAACCAUAUGGUAAUGCUAACUUUACACCUGAAGAGGGCUAUUUUAACUAUCGUCUAAGCCGCGCAAGAAUGGUAACUGAGCGAGCCAAUGGUCAACUGAAGAGCAGGUGGAGAGUUUUGUAUCGAAAGCUAGAAUGUAGACCAGAUUCGGUGAAACUGGCCGCGCUAGCGUGUAUUGUACUUCACAACAUCUGCAUUACCACAAAGGACAGCCUUCCUGCCCAACUGGAUUUGUCAAUUGAUCCUUUUGCACAAAAGAAAAGGUCCAGAGAAGAAAUACGAGAUCUGUUGCAGAUGCGCAACUGCCCUAAGAGAAAGGAUUCAUCUCGCAAAGCUGGAGCAAUAAGGGAGGCUCUGACCAGGAAAAUGUGGCAGGAAAAAGAAGCAAACGAACUGGAAAUGUAGACGUGAUUAAAACAAUUUUUUGUCAUCCAUGUUAUUUUCAAAGUUCUCCGUAGAUUGUAACAAAUAAAUCACUUCGCAUUUCAGGUAAACUUCAUAAAAGCAACAGUGUGUUGUUCCAUAAAAUAUUCAACGCCCCUGUGAAGUUUUUUGUUAGACCUCAAACUCCCGAUAACUCCGGCAACCGUCUUAAACUUUAGCGCGUACUUCACGCCGGAACGCGGGUUCUACGCUCUUAAUCCACGGGGGUAGAAAUGAAUAUUUUGUGGAACUGUCUCAAUUUCAACUUAGGCAUUACAUGUACAAGCCCUGCAAAUCGGCAUUAUAUGAAAAACUCGCUUACUUCAUAAUUACAUUUCUUUUCAGUACACAUAACAGAAAAAAGAAUCAAAUUGGACCAAAGGUACUGAAUGUCAUGACAUUCCUAAUUCGUUUGUUGCAUUACUUCUCAUCAAUGCUUUAAGUGACCCAUUUUAAAUGCAAGUUAGAACUGCACAGGUCUCGAGUUCAUGUUCAAGCAAGCAAUGAUAGUCAUUGGAUCAAGGAAUACCAUUAAUAUAUGACAUUACGUUGCAUCACUGUAUAUUUUUCAGACAUUACAUACAGUACCAUGAAAUAAACACUGUUAUGAUGAGAAUUGCAAUACUGUAAUUCAGUUGUUAUUUCCUUCGUUAAAGAAAUGUAUUGAUUCUAUCACCAUAUAAUUUCCUUUGUUUUCCAACUUUUGUAAUAUAACUUCAAACAAAUUAACAAAGGGAUAUAAAAAAAUGAACGAAAAGAUUCAAAGUGAAACACAACAUUUAAAUGAUUUGUAAACCAUAAUGUACAUUUCAGUAAUACACAUUAUGAGAUCCUGUUCCUUUCAUGUUUUUGAGGGAACAACUUUGAAAGGGUAUCUACACUGUCACCAGAUGAGAUGUAUUUAGGCUCAUUUAUAUGAAGGGUAGCCUUGAGGAGACAGCAGUACUUGUUUUCCAUUGCACAAGUUUUUGUUUUGACUACUCAUAACCACAAAGUAAACAUUAAACAGAGAAUUAUUGAGGACCGUAUCUUGACAACCAUAACAUACCAAACUACCUAUCUAUGGUAUCUCAGUGCAAAGAAACUACAUGGGAACUCAGGUAAUAUUAUUAAUACCUCUGCUGCCAGAAAUUAAAUAGUUUGGCCUGCACCUGUACAUAAUUUGCAUCCACUUCAGGAACAUUGCCAGGUACACCUUAUAAGUUGGCUAUCAGCUCAUUCAAUCAAUUAUGACAGUUAACGGUACAAAACUUACUGGUCGGACAUGAUCACCACCUCGUUGAUAUUUGCUUUAAAAUAUGUUCUCAAAGUGCCUUUAACACCCCCACCCCCCCUCCCCACCAACUGUUUCCCCCCAUUUUUCCCUCAAAUAAAUAUUUGUAUUUUUCUCUCAAAUAUAUAUUUGUAUUUUUCUGAGCAAAAUUCCACUGUUUUGUCUUAAUUUGCUUAAGACCUGGAUUUUUAUGGAUAACAGCAACGACCAACUUGGACCACAAGAAGCAUGGCUCCAUUCCUGUUUGACAUCACAGACUGCUUUCAAAGAAUUUUUGCACUGCAAAGCAGUUUGUGAUGUCAUGAACAAGGAAUAGAUCCAUGCCCCUCACAGCUUGGUUGUGUUUGAGAUAAAAACAGACUUAAUUUACAAAUUCUUUUAAAAAACCAAUAUUUAAACAAAAUGGUACACUUCAUGAACCAUCAUAUCAGUGCAAUAUUGAGAUUUCUGCUGGUGGAAAAAGAUCAUUUGAGUUAUAGGCACUUCAAGGCCAUAGUGUAGAACGCUCUUUUCAAAGCAGUUCCAAAAUAACUUUAAAAUAUUAGAGUGCAUGCCAAGAUCCUUUCAAAAUUGGUACAACUGUGAAACACCAGAUUGUCCUUGUGAAGUCAUAGUUGACUGAACGUGAUGUAGGAGAGACUGCUCAUCAUUUUUUGGAGCAGAUGACAUCAAUGGUGUGUACCCAAAGGAUGGGGUACUUGGGUGACUGCUGCUAACUCUGGGAUUGGACACAGAUUGCUGUGCAAAAUUAUGGCUUUGAUGAUGAAAAUCAUCAGAAUAAGAACUGCUAUAAGGAUGGAAAUUACCAUGGGGUUGCAUGUUUGGAUUGCUGUUGGGUGUUAGUAGGCCACACAUCAACUGGAAGUACCUCAUUUCCUGUUCUCUAAACUGCUUCAUAUCUUCCCUUAAAAUUUGCAAAAGUUUUUUGGUGGGAUCAUUCUCAAUAGUACUUUGAAGUAGUUCAACAGCUUUUGCCAUCUGCUCAGUUUUAGCUCUUUUAGAGGCAGGUUUCUUUGCCAAGAAACGUUUACCUUUGGAUGGGACUUCUCCACUGCUAUCCAUAAGGCUGGAUGAAGUGCUUGCACAGUCAUCAUCAUCACCAUCAACUUCUUGAUCAUUCUUGCUGGUAUCUUGCUUGUCUACAUUUCCAAUAUGUAUCAACUCACCAUUUCACCUUCCUCGAUGAAACCUGACUCUUCUUCUUCUUCUUCUUCUUCUUCUUCUUCUUCGCGAAUACAUGUUGUAAGAUCCCUCUGACCAUGGUCUUUGUCAUCCACUUCGCUCUAACAAUCUUUGACAAGCUUUUCUGUACAAAGAGCACACUUGAGACAAUACCCAACACGUUUAUUUGGUUACCAGCCGAUAGCUUCUUCAUUAACUUCAGGAAUCGAACAUUCCGAUCGAACACAUACACUUUUACCACACGUUAUACAAGAAUACUUCGUUUGUUGCUCACAAUUACUGUAAGAAAAUGACAAACUUUUCCUCCAAAGCGCCAUGGCUAUGAACUACAACGUAAACUCGCGCCGAAGCGCCCAAAGUAGGUUAUGCGUAUGCGGAAUACUUGAAAAGCUCGCCACGGGUCGCUGCGGGCUCGCCAAAAUAAAUUGAAAUACAUUAAGAAAAUAUAUGCAUUUCAUUCGACGCGAAGCUAGCGCGACGUUAAAACUGAAGACGCUAUCGAUAUUUUAUCCGUCUUACCAAGACGGAUAAAACGUCUAGGACGAAUUUAAUUUACCAGACGAAUUUAAUUCGUAUUAGACGUCGCGCUAUCGUCGAAUAUAAUUGCUUGUGGGGGCCUUGAAUUAAAUUCGACUGUAGCGCGACGUAAAAACUAGGCCUUAAAGACUCUCUAAUUGAAGAACUUUGAUACGCAGCCCAAUCACGUGCAUUAUUUGUUUAUUAUCAUAGCGUCAGGGAUUGACAACAAGUUUGGCAGAAGUUUUCAAAGUCACACGUUGACUAAUACUGAAACUGUAGAAUUUGUGAACCAGGUUUCAAAACUCUGAUGCCGGAAUGUCAGUGCCGGUAGAGAGCGAAUUGGCCUGUUUCAGAAUUUUUCAAUGAAGGCUUUAUUGACCCAACGUGAGGUUCUCAAAACAAGUGUUUAAAACAAACAUUAGCAGCGGCAUCUUGAAAGUGCAUGCUUAUUCACUCAAGACUAACCAAGGCCGGGAAAAUAAUGUCCUAUCGUUUUCUCACCGAUUUAACUAUAAGCCCCAAAGGGAAAUUAUUUGCUCAAAAAUCACGUAACUCGUCUUUUUUUUUCUUCAAAAACAUGAUCUCUGUUUUUUGACAACUACAUGGAUGUAAAAACAGUCGUUGCCGCAUAUUUUUUCUUCAACUUCUUAAAAAUAAACAUUGGACGUCAUGAAGACUUUGACCAAGCUAAAGGUAUUCAUUAUUCUCCGUUUUGUUGUCAAGAACAAAGUGAGCAAGCCUUGGCUGGCAAGAUGAGUCCUUGUAGCCUGUUUAAGUAGCCAACCAGAACCGCUGUAUCUCGCUUGCGAAGCAGCGCAAGUAAAUACCUUCCCUUUUCACGAACAAAUAGAUCACUUUUCAAAAGAGUUCAAAGAAUUAUGAGCAAGGCUAACUUCGUCAUGAAGAGGAAAAGUGUUUUUUUUUUUUUUUUUUUUUUUUUUGUCGUUUAGUGCCGAUUGCAUUCAAAGGAAUUGAGACAGAUAAGAAAUAUGACAGUUAACCUUUAAUUCCCAGGCAGCUAAAGAAUAAACAUCUUCUAACAAUAUCAAUACGUAGAAAGUUUUGGAGCGCGACAAAAAUAUCAACUAUGGGAGAUGUUGUAUUGAUGAAGAACCGAUUUUUCAGAGCUAUAAAAUUGCAUGUACAAGAAAUGGAAGGUUAACAAUGAGGAGAUUUGUCUUUUAAAUCUUGGGGGUGAAAGGAUGAAAGAGGGUAGGCUCCUCAAUUUCCUUGGGUGUUAGUUCCCAUGGGUCUUAGCGUUCUGUUCGCGCCUUUCCCUUCGAGGCUCUUAUUUUACUUAUUCCUUGAUGUCCUGUAUAUAGUAUUCCUCCAAUUCUUGUCCAGUGCAGACUAAAAUACUUAUAAGGAUAAGAACGUGAAGAUUUUAGGGGCAAAGAUACAUAGCAUUUACAUGAAAUGCUUUUCGAGUGUGAUGCAUUUGGAUGAUGGUAUGCGUAAGGUCUGGGAUCGAUUCAGCGUGGGAGAACACAAAAAUUCCCUCCGCUUCACGCCCGUGACAAAAACAAUAACAUAUUUCUUCACACAUUAAGAUUAUGCUUUUUAUUUCUUUCCAUAGCUUGGAUUGGCGCCAUGGCCAUGGGUUUAAACUUCUUGUUUGGUCCUAUAUCAAGUGCAUUGUGUGAUCGUUUUGGAUGCCUCGUUGUGUCCUUCGCUGGUGCGUUACUAUCGAUCUCAGGGUUGUUCCUAACUUCCUUCAUACAGGAAGUUCAUAUAAUGUAUGUUACCUACGGGCUUGUAUGGGGAGUAGGUUCUAGUUUAUCCUUUGUGUCGUCCAUCGUUGUCCUGGGUGAAUACUUUGAUAGAAGAUUGGCGCUUGCCAAUGGGAUUGCAACAUCCGGAAGUGGGGUAGGCUCUCUUGUUGCCGGGCCGGUCAUAAAUUACCUACUGGCAUCAGUCGGAUGGAAACGCUCCAUGCGCAUUUUGAGCGCGUUUGCUGGACUGUUAUGCAUUGCAGCUAUUAUCUUUAAACCAAGGAAAAAUCUUCAAUCUACCAGGGAAAGAAGAGAAUGUACCAAGUUAUUUGAUACUUCAAUAUGGAAGAGUAAAGCGUAUGUUUUGUGGGUCACUACUGUAGCUGUGUUUCAAUUUAGUUAUCUCAUUCCAUUUAUUCACCUGGUAAGUUGUAUAUGUAUUUGUUUAAUACUCAACAAAACUUCUCAUCCCUGAUGAUUGGUCAGCGACAAAUGCAUAAAUAGGUUAUAGACUGCCGUUAGGGAUCUCGUAAGAAAAUCAUAGUUUAAAGAUAAGUUAGGUGGAUAAUUUUUAAAGCUGAUGUUAAAAGCGUAGACCUUAUGAAGAAUUAAGGGCCACCACUCGAAACUCCAGCCUUUGAGGCUCUUUUCGGUGGACAGUUUUCAUUAUCAACCCAGUUGAGUGAACCAAAUUAUUUUAAAAUGCCCUCCACCGACGCGGCACCAGAGUUUUUUGUAGAAUCUUAUCACCUUUAUUCGUCUCGUUAUUAUCUGCAGGUGAAGUAUGCCGAAGAUUUAGGAGUACCAAAAUCUAAAGGCGCUUGGCUGAUUGGUUUUCUAUCCAUCACCUCAACGCUUGGUCGAGUGGUAUUUGGCAAGAUUUCCGACUUUAAAUUCGUCAACAGGCUUUACCUGUACCAAUUUUCGAUAUUUUCCAUUGGAUUGAGCACUCUCUUGUGUCCUCUGGUAAAAAACUAUGCAGGACUUGUGGGUUAUGCUCUGACAUUUGGAUUUUUUGAUGGCUGUUUUGUGGGCCAAGUGGCGGUGAUUACGGCUGAUGUGGUCGGACGCGAUAAGCUUUCUCAAGCAGUGGGAAACAUGUUUGGAACUCUGGCGAUACCAAUGAGUCUUGGACCUCCGCUUGCAGGUGAUCAGCUGUGUAAAAGAUAGUGAAAUUUUCAAACAAAUGUCGAGUGUAAUCCGGGAUUGCUCUUAUAGGGUUCGUAAUUGAUCUAGAGAAUUCGCUCCACCCUCUCAGUUAAUUAGAUGCAAAGCAAAGCGAGUUCUUUAUCUUUGUUUCUGUUGCUAAGACUGAUUCGAUACAGCCGUUCAAAUGAAAAGGGUCGAGACUAACCCGACGUUUGCACUUUGUUUUCAGGUUGGCUGCAUGAAGCAUUCGGUUCCUAUGAUGAAGCAUUUUACAUUGCCGGUUCUGUGGCAUUAUUUUCUUCUCUCUUGAUUUUUGGGGUGAACUACAUGAUUCGAAAGCAGUCUAUAGCAGGAAGGCAAUUGGGAUUUAAAAACGACUAUUCGUUGGGUGUCUCUGAAGCCGAAACGGCACCUGACUCCGUCCGUUUAGAAAGAUACAGAAUCACAGCCAAUGCUGGAAGAGAAGCACAUUGUCACCAAUAA